This is a messenger RNA of Danio aesculapii, 2444 nucleotides long. RefSeq names its product transmembrane ascorbate-dependent reductase CYB561 (gene cyb561). Lineage: Eukaryota; Metazoa; Chordata; Actinopteri; Cypriniformes; Danionidae. Gene Ontology annotation, molecular function: oxidoreductase activity. Gene Ontology annotation, cellular component: lysosomal membrane. The record is from RefSeq and is a predicted model, not a curated record. The transcript is spliced from 6 exons. Bases 218 to 979 code for a protein of 253 amino acids.
GCUACCAGACAAGUUGAUGUGGUCCAAGCAGACGCGCGAAAUCUCCAUCUACACCAGCAAAGACUUCGAAAUUGCAGCAUUAAAAAAAUACCAGAUACAUUUCAGAAAGUAGGUUAGCAAAUACCUCCGAGCAACAAGCAUCUCGUGAUUCUUGUCCAAAAUACACAGUAGUAAAACACGCCCUUUCCUCUGGCUGUGCGGAGACGUGGCGCAGGUGAUGGAGGGUAUGCCAUUGAGCAUGGGUGGAUUGCGGGCGCUACCGUGGUACGUGGCUGGCUCUCAGGUGCUUGGGUUGGCAUGUGUGGUGAUCACAGGUGUAUGGAUGGGACAUUACCGUGGAGGUUAUGCAUGGGAUGGCUCGGCAAAAGAGUUUAAUGUUCACCCUCUCUGUAUGGUCCUUGGUCUGGUCUUCCUCUAUGGAGAUGCGGUUCUGGUAUAUCGGGUGUUUAGAAAUGAGAGUAAGCGUUCAGUGAAAAUUCUCCACGCUCUGCUGCAUAUGAUGGCGCUCAUCAUCAGUAUUGUGGGUCUCGUGGCUGUCUUUGACUUCCAUUCCUCAUUUAAGAUCUCUCACAUGUAUUCUCUGCACAGCUGGUGUGGCAUGCUCACGUUUGUGCUCUUUUUCCUACAGUGGUUACUGGGACUGGGAUUUUUCCUUUUCCCGUGGGCAUCUACUCAGUUGAGGAGCUGGUAUCUUCCCCUCCACGUCUUCUUCGGCCUGCUGCUUCUGGUCAUGUCUGUGGGCUCGUGUCUGCUGGGAAUCACAGAGAAACUGCUCUUCAGUAUCACGUCAACUUACUCAACGUUUGCUCCUGAGGGCAUCCUGGCCAAUGUUUUAGGCUUGUUGCUGGUGUGCUUUGGGGUGGUGGUGGGUUACGUGGUGACCAAAGAAGAUUUUAGGCGACCACCGAAUCCUGAGGAGGAGGCUCUGUCCGUCCAUUUUAAGACCCUGUCGGAAGGAGAAAUCCCCAGUUCUCCUUAACAUCAUAAUGUGCUCCAGCAACUGCCCUUUCUGCUCUUCCUAUCUGUGUCUUAUUAAACAUUUCAGCCAGCUCCUCCAUCGGUAGUCUUCUCUCGCCGGCCUGUUCCACCAUCCAAAGGGUUAGUUCACCCAAAAAUGAACAAUUACUCACUAUUUAAUUCUCAAGUGGCUCCAAACCAAAAAUGGAUGUGAUUGUCCACCAGAUGACUUCCUCAUCUGUUGAACCCGAUGAAGAUAUUUUGAAAGAUGUAAGAAAUCAUUGAAUUCCAUAGUAGGAAUAAACUAAUUCUAUGGAAGUCGGUGGUUACAGGUUUAUAACAUUUUUCAAAAUGUCUUCUUUUGUGGUCAACGUAAUAAUAAUACACGAUGACAUCAUUUUCAGUUUUGGGUGAACUAUCCCUUUAAUGUUAAAGUUGUUCACCGACACACAAAAGUGAUUGAGAACGCUUUACGUGACAUUUUACUGACUGGAAGAACAUUUGCCAACCAAUGGCAUCCUGAUUUUGUGAUGCGAAAGUGAGUUGAAAUGAAGUAAACAAAAAUGCUGUAGAUAAAGAUUACGGGGUAAACUGAACUACCACAUCACUUGGCGAAAGAGAUUUUUUUUGUGUGUGUUUAUUUUGUGUCUCUUAGAUGUCUAAACAUGAAUGGCUCAAGAGAUUUGGGCUGUCAGUGGAAAUCUAAUAGACAAUAGUGCAAAACUAGACUAGUGAUCAAAUAGACAGACUUCAGAUGUGCAUGCAUUCAAUCCUAUCUACUUGAUUGAUCUACUUGGUUUUGGACUAUUGCUAGACAUCUAUUAGAUUUCCAUUGACAGCCCAAAUUUAACCUUGUUUAGACAUCUAUUAGGUUUCUUUAAAUGUAAGUGUGAAAUCAAAAUGUACUUAUUUUAGUUUAAAUAGUUAGCGCACUUUGUUAUUCUUUAGGUGAACAAUGCAUCCGUUCAUAUUAAUCCACUGAAAAAAAUAUUAGUUUUGUUAAUCUCCAAUCAAAGUCUGACCAUUUGCUUCCACAUUUUGAGUGUUGGUCCUUCUCUGAUGAUGUCAGUUUGACUGAUUCAGCAACAAUGCUCUUAAUUACACCCCUCUUACCAUUAGUGUGCUACUAGGGAAUGACGCCCCCUACUCAAUAUUCCAUUUGAUUUUGAGGAAAGUCAACAGACUGAAAGAAAAGUCUCAUCUACUUCUAGUUCAUACAGACUUUAAAACAAAAAUGCUUGCUGGGAUAGUCUGGGCUAAAAAAAAGCAUUUCAGUGGGAUAUUGGAUCAUGGAUUGGAUCAAAUCUUGCAAACAGGUUUUUCAAAAGAAACAGAGGGAGUUUAAGACCAGACCAUGUAAUCAAGUCUUACAUUUGAUUUGGAUCAAACCUGCCCUUUAGGUUAUUCAAAACUUUGAACUCAGAUUGGGAUCUAUUUAAUAAAUAAAAAAUAAAAAACAAGAUUAUCUCGAUCCCAUCAGAAGGGAG